This is a messenger RNA of Symbiodinium sp. CCMP2592, 2016 nucleotides long. Lineage: Eukaryota; Dinophyceae; Suessiales; Symbiodiniaceae. The record is from the annotation of a GenBank genome assembly.
AUGUGGAAGACUUUCUUGGCACUUGUGGCCUGUGUGCUUGCGGAGGAGGAUGGAUCCUGCAUGCUGCAGAGGAAGCACAUGGAGUCCAAACUCAUGACCGAAAAGGAUUUCUGCAAUGGAGUGAUCAAAGAGCUCAACUUCAACAACUUCAGCCACGGCGACGAGAUCUUGCCCGACUCCGUCCCAGGCGUGACCAUCGAGGCCACCCGCCGUGCCACGGAGCCGGAGCCGGGCUUCCCGAAGAAUUGCUCAGGGCCCUUGCUGAUUUUGGACACUCGCGAUCCCGACGGUCGCAGCUUUGACAAGGACCUGAAGAAUUGCGAGAAUUGCACCCUGAUGCUAUGGUCCAAGGACGGCAACCGCAAGAAGGUCAACGACUGUGGCGAGCACCCGGGUGUGAUGAUCAGCUUUAAGUACGAGGAACUGCAAAGCCUGAUGGACAUCGAGCUUUGGGACCUCGAGGAGCCAACCUUCAUCGAGCUGUACGGACCGGAAGGUGAGCUGCUGAAGAACAUCUCCGCACCGGAUGGCCCGGACCAGGACGGCAACCCCGCCGUGGUCGACCUCUUUACAGAGGGCGUGAAGGAGAUGAUCGUCUACAUGGGUGGUUCUGGAGCGGUCCGCAAGAUCCGAAACUGUGUUCCUCCGCCGCCCUUUUGCCCUGGACCCCCCGGUGAGCUCACCUUCAACAGCUUCAGCCACGGCCAAGAGAUCUUGCCCGACUCCAUCCCCGGUUUGACCAUCGUGGCCACCCGCCGUGCCACGGAGCCGGAGCCGGGCUUCCCGAAGAAUUGCUCAGGGCCCUUGUUGAUUUUGGACACUCGCGAUCCCGAUGGUCGCAGCUUUGACAAGGACCUGAAGAAAUGCGAGAAUUGCACCCUGAUGCUAUGGUCCAAGGACGGUAACCAGAGAAAGGUCAACGACUGUGGCGAGCACCCGGGUGUGAUGAUCAGCUUUAAGUUCAAGAAGCUGCACGAUCUAGUGGACAUUGAGCUUUGGGACCUCGAGGAGCCAACCUUCAUCGAGCUGUACGGACCGGAAGGUGAGCUGCUGACUAACAUCUCCGCACCGGACGGCCCAGACCAGGACGGCAACCCAGCGGUGGUGGAGUUGCUGACGAAUGGGGUGAAGGAGAUGAUCGUCUACAUGGGCGGCUCAGGAGCAGUUCGCCGCAUCCGGGCUUGCAAAGCCCCCGGCAGCGUCGUAGGUGACCCGCACAUCUACACCCUGGACGGCGACAAGUUCGACUUCUAUCAGAACGGGACGUUCUCCGUGUUCCACUACCACGGCCAGAAGUUGGCACUCCCGGAGGAGCAGAAUGCGACCGUGGACUGGCAGCUGUACUCCCACUACGGCGGACCUUUCUGGACGGCGCAGAGUAUCCUUCUGGUGGAUCGCUCGAUGGGCUCCCUUCGACAGGCUCUGGAGCUCAGCUCCAAGGAUUGCCAGUGGUACAAGAGGACAGGCAAGACUUGGUUCCCCGUCAAGAACAAGAGGAGCCUGCUGACUUUCACGGAGCAUUCGAGCCAUAAGGCUCUUACCAUGUUCGAGCACGUGCACGAGAAGAAGAUCGUGUUGAAGAUGAGGACCGACGUCGGAUGGAAGGAGACCAUGGUACUCAACACCGUCUGCAAGCCCAGUGGAAUCAACAUGCGCAUCUCUAUGCCGGAUAUGGGUGAGAGCCGCUUCCUGGAGGGCCAGAUCCAGGUUGGCAACGGAGAGGAGCAAAAGAAGUUCGUGAGGAAGCAGAACUGGACGGCCCUUGGGGGAAGUGGCCCCACCGAGAGCUUCAUCCAACAGCUUGAAUCGAGGCCGGCCUUGUUGCAGCAGCAAGUCUGCGGGCAGGCCGAGAGGGCCCAGGCAGAGGAGCUUUGUGCCAAGCACCUGGGGGCUGACCUGCGCACGGCCGUCGGCAACGACGCCGGCAUCUUCAGCGACUGUGUCACCGAUGUCUGCCGAGGGGGCGAGGAGUUCGCUGUUGCCGCGAAGGAGCUGCUGGCGGCAUACAAUGACUAG